Messenger RNA from Polypterus senegalus (gray bichir), 379 nucleotides. RefSeq names its product 60S ribosomal protein L6. The transcript has 2 exons. Gene Ontology annotation, biological process: translation. Gene Ontology annotation, molecular function: structural constituent of ribosome. The record is from RefSeq and is a predicted model, not a curated record. NCBI's taxonomy places the organism in Eukaryota, Metazoa, Chordata, Cladistia, Polypteriformes, Polypteridae. Bases 32 to 364 code for a protein of 110 amino acids. Gene Ontology annotation, cellular component: ribosome.
UGUAAGCUAACAUUUUUUUAUUUUUUUGAAGAUGGCCGAGGACAAGAAGGAGGACAAAAAGGUGGUGAAGAAGAAGAGGCAUGCGAGCCGCAACCCUCAGCUGGCUCGUGGGAUCGGGCGAUAUUCUCGGUCCGCGAUGUUUGCCAGGAGGGCCUUGUAUAAGCGCAAGACCCGUGCCCCAGUGACUAAGAUUGAGAAAAAAGUAAAGGAAAAGCCACGCAUGACUGUCACAAAGACUGUUGGGGGAGAUAAAAAUGGAGGGACCCGUGUGGUUAAAGUUCGCAAGAUGGUAAGUGCACCUGAUUUGUCUUUUGCAGAGACUUACUUAGAAGUGAGCUUCAAGUGGCCCUUGAUAUUUUUAUAGUUGACAUGCUUUAAA